This is a messenger RNA of Haliotis rubra (blacklip abalone), 1061 nucleotides long. RefSeq names its product phosphatidylinositol N-acetylglucosaminyltransferase subunit P-like. Gene Ontology annotation, biological process: GPI anchor biosynthetic process. The record is from RefSeq and is a predicted model, not a curated record. Bases 128 to 520 code for a protein of 130 amino acids. Gene Ontology annotation, molecular function: phosphatidylinositol N-acetylglucosaminyltransferase activity. The transcript has 5 exons. NCBI's taxonomy places the organism in Eukaryota, Metazoa, Mollusca, Gastropoda, Lepetellida, Haliotidae.
UUGUUUCCCUUUGCCAGACCGAGUGCGUAGCUGUCAGCAAAUAGAAUCGGAAGAAUAAUGUGUUGUGUAUCCAUAGUUGUGGAACCACAUUAGCGCUAGACAUCAGACGAACUGUACUCAACUGAAGAUGGCUUCACCUUCGCCAACACCAGAGAGAGCAGUGCUUGGAUUUGUUCUCUACCUGUUCUCAUAUAUCCUCUUUGGUGUGUACUUGGUGUGGGCAUACAUCCCUGAUUCAUGGCUUGAUGCUGCUGGACUCACAUACUGGCCAAGCAAGCACUGGGCUGUGACGUUACCUGUGUACGGCUGUGUGGUCGUCAUACUGGCCUAUCUUGUGUACUUCGGACUCUUCCUCCUCAAUACACCUCCCCUCACAUCCGUGCAUACCGUUACAGAUGAGUACUCCCAUGAUGCAUCUGAAUACCCUGUUCCAUCUGAAGAGGCCAUACCUCCAUUGUGUGACAUGUCGGUGUCAGAGGUCAGCCGACUACUGUACUUGAAGGGCAAGGUCACUAGCUGAAGUCAACGGUGUGAUACAGCUCUGAUGCAAGAAGAUGCAUAUGAAUAUCCUAUGCGAUCAGAAAGCAGAAGUCCAUUGUGUGACGUAUCAGUGUCAGAGGUCAUCUGACUGCUCUGCAUGAAGGUCAAAGUCACUAGGUGAGGUCAAUGCUGUGAAAUGGAUGAAAGAUGUGACUUUUGUUGAGGUAACUUAACUGCAGAAACAGUGAUUGCUGCUCAGAGAUUGUGAACCACAGGAGAUGUUUGAAAUGGCAAGUGUGGUUUUGUUUUGAAUCAACUUUGAAUACUGUCAUUACUUGUUUGGGGCUUUAAGAGACCCAAAGUAAUAAAUGACAAGAGAUAACUCUGCAGCUACUUUGGGCAUUGAUCAGUUCAGUCACUAGCUUUCACUUGUCUUCGGGCCAAAAAUGACUUCCUGAAGCCAGCGUUUAAAAUUCCCCGCCUGCCCGACCGCCCGGAACGGUUUGUUUUCAUCUCGGACGGUUAAAUUUGAAAAGCAGCCUGUCCGGUGGUCUGGUAGAUAUUUUUACCCCUAGCAUUAA